Messenger RNA from Tripterygium wilfordii, 1134 nucleotides. RefSeq lists its product as uncharacterized. The transcript is spliced from 2 exons. Bases 212 to 1066 code for a protein of 284 amino acids. The record is from RefSeq and is a predicted model, not a curated record. NCBI's taxonomy places the organism in Eukaryota, Viridiplantae, Streptophyta, Magnoliopsida, Celastrales, Celastraceae.
CUCCUCCAUUCCAGUCCUUUCAGUCCUGCGCUACGGCAACCAUAGCUAUGAGAGCCCCCACCAGACAAAAACCCAAUCUAGAGAGAGAAGAUAAAAUCCCUUCUUUAGAGAGAGAACCAAGAAUCUGAGACCUGAAAAAGAAGAGGACGUACAUACAGAGGACCCGUGUAGAGAAUAUCCGAUUGGAAAGCUGACCGGUUACGUCUAAUCCAUGGCGGGUGGAUGGGUCAAGUCACUGCAAUGCAAAUCCAGAGCAUUUGACGAUGUUUACCACCCAAACCCGAAGAACCUCCGAUACAGUGCUAGUUGCAGAAAGAGCGCACAAAACGUCAAAGACGUCAUCGAAUCCGCCACCAAACACAAGCAUUCUUCCAAACCCAAAAAACCCACGAAUCGUCAGAACCCGAUUUCAAAACACCCACGACCCGAGGUACCAGUCGCAGAGGGGAAUAUUGUCCGUUCUCGGACAGUCGGUAAUCCGGAACCCUUUUUCCCGGCUUUGGCGGAGCUACCCGAGGGUCAUCCUUCAAGGAAUGUGGUGGAGAUUAUUUUCCACACUAGUUGGAGUCCCAAGGCAUUCACGGGUCGGAUCGACGUGGUUUUCAAAAUUCAGAACGGGUCUAAGACUGUGGCUCGAUUCGAGGAGUACCGAGAGAUGGUAAAAGCCCGGGCCGUGUCGGACGGGCUGGACGGAGCGAGUACGUGGGAAGAGAACGCGCGGUGCGUCGCUGACGGGAAUGAGGUCAUGCGGUUUUAUUGCCUGGGGCCAGCAGGCGGACCGUACGACGCUUGCGGAGACGCGUGGACAUUCUCUAUUGGGAAGGGUUCGCCUAUUUGCACGUUUUCAGGUAGCGGCGGAGCCCACGAGAGCGCCGGCGGUGGAAGGGGUAGGAGGGCCAUGUUGGUUUGUCGGGUCAUUGCGGGUAGGGUAUCGAAGCAAAUCGGGCUCGAUUCGUUGUUGAAUGGGCGGGUCGGGUUUGAUUCGGUCAGUGGAGACAACGGCGAGUUACUAGUGUUUGAUUCUCGGGCGGUGUUGCCUUGUUUUCUUAUUAUCUAUAAAUUGUAAAAAUACCUGAAAAUUAUUUUUCUUCUAUUUCUAUUGGCUGGAAUUUGAUUUUUAUUUUCUUGGCUGCA